AGACGACGAGAAACUUCAGCAGGGAAGGGGUCGUACCGUAGUAGAUUAUCACUCCCGCAUACGAUUAUUCUAGACAAGAAAGGGGAGAUGGCGGUGAUCUCCACUAUCUUCCAUCCGUUGCUGUUCCCCGGUUUCAUGGACUCCCACAAAUUACUGCAGAACCACAGAUCAACCCUUGCUUCUCUCAAAGGCCGCUUCUUUCGAAACCCUAGCUCGUCAAAGCUUGUGGUCUUCGCGUCUGGCGGUGAGACCAAUGGUAACGGGGAGGUUAAGGAACAAGAAGAAGCCGGCGACUUUCGGGGGGAGCUGAAGAGGGAUCGUCGGCCGGCAUUCAAUCUCCGGUGGCGGGAUCUCCUGAACCCGGACCCGGAGAACAUCCUCGCCGUCGGAUUAACGGGCUUGCUCACUUUGGCGAGCGUUCAGAUCUUGGGGCAACUUUUCUUCAUCUCGUUCGCCAUCGUCCUUGCGGCGCUAAAGUACUCCUUUAUCGCUGCCCUCCUUCUCUUCAUACUGAUAACCCUUCUGUGAUGCACUAAACAAAGAUUUUUUUUAGCAUAUUUUUAUUUGUGUAUUUGCAUUUUUCUAGUGAAAUUGUAGAAAAUUAAUGGGAAUGGAAAAUCUUUCUAGCAUGUUGGAAA
Messenger RNA from Dendrobium catenatum, 638 nucleotides. RefSeq lists its product as uncharacterized. The record is from RefSeq and is a predicted model, not a curated record. NCBI's taxonomy places the organism in Eukaryota, Viridiplantae, Streptophyta, Magnoliopsida, Asparagales, Orchidaceae. The coding region runs from base 88 to 528 and encodes 146 amino acids. The transcript has a single exon.